GAAUUCUGGGGACUGCUCGCCAUGGACGCGGCAGGUGACGUUAACGCCACUGAGCUGGAAGAUUCCCAACGUGGACUUGACCAUUCAAACAGCUCAACCGACAGCGCCAUGAACGAGAGGAUCUUUUGGAAGCUGGACGACAGCACAAACCUGGUUGCGGUUCAAGUUAUUCUCAUCCUCGCUUACAGCACAAUCAUAUUGUUUGGAGUCAUCGGAAACUCCUUGGUGAUAUACGUCGUUUUCAAGUUCAAGACUCUUCGGACCGUCACCAAUUUCUUCAUCGUCAACCUGGCGGUGGCGGACUUGCUGGUGAACACGCUGUGUUUGCCGUUCACCCUCGUCUACACGCUGGACGGCGAGUGGAAGUUCGGCCACGUGUUGUGCUUCAUGCUGCCCUGCGCUCAAGGCGUGGCCGUGCACGUGUCCACCAUCACCUUGAACGUCAUCGCCCUGGACCGCCACAGGACCAUCGUCAACCACACGGAGACCAAGAUGUCCAAAGAUAUGUGCGCCGCGGUCAUCGUCGUCACGUGGGCCGUCAGCGCCCUGCUGGCCAGCCCGCUCGCCAUCUUCAGGGAGUACGAGACGAUCAACCUUUCCCCGGGACAGUCCAUCCAGGUGUGCAUGGAGAAGUGGCCCAGCAGCAGCAUGAACGGAAGCAUCUACAGCAUAUCGGCGCUCCUAGUCCAAUACGUUCUACCUCUGGCCAUCAACUGCGUCGCCUACAUCCGCAUCUGGAAUAAGCUGAAGAAUCACAUGAUGCCCGGAGGUGGAAAUGACCGCCAGCAGCGCAAGAAGAAGACCACGAAGAUGCUGCUGACCAUGGUGGUGGUCUUCGCCGUCAUCUGGUUGCCUUUCCACGCGUUCCAGUUGGCCGUCGACAUCGACAGCACCGUGCUGUACAUGAAGGACUUCAAGCUGCUUUUCACCGCGUUCCACAUCGUGGCGAUGUGCUCGACGUUUGUCAACCCCUUCCUGUACGGGUGGUUGAACAACAACUACAGGGCGGCCUUUCUGUCCGUGUGCAAGUGUUACCAGCCCUUCACGUCCAGGAAGAGAGGGCCCAGAGGUCGAGAAACACACAGGAACGCUGACACGCUUUACACAGAGUGCGAAUCAACAAAUGUCUAA
This is a messenger RNA of Pseudoliparis swirei, 1131 nucleotides long. It is a transcript of the gene npy2r, whose product is annotated as neuropeptide Y receptor Y2. Lineage: Eukaryota; Metazoa; Chordata; Actinopteri; Perciformes; Liparidae. The record is from RefSeq and is a predicted model, not a curated record. Gene Ontology annotation, molecular function: neuropeptide Y receptor activity. Gene Ontology annotation, cellular component: membrane. The transcript has a single exon. Bases 22 to 1131 code for a protein of 369 amino acids. Gene Ontology annotation, biological process: G protein-coupled receptor signaling pathway.